UUCUAAAAUUGACAAUUUCUACUCUUAUUAUGUUAAAAAAUUAAUUUAGUGACUUUCACAUUGAAUAAAAUACAUUGGCUGAAGAUUAGAAGAGGACUUUGGCUAGUCCCUGAAUGAAAAUGACCAGAGUGAAUGACAUUUCUUACUCACCGCCUGGUUUUCCACUAAUAAAACCACACCGGGGCUUUGGGUACCUCAUGGUGGAGAUCUUUGCUUAGUGGAGAGUCUGCAUCUCUCUGUGGCCCAUCAGGUGACGUGGUGCCCGUGGGAGGGGAUAACUGGUUCCCAAGGAACGUAAACCUUGGUUGGUUUUUGUUUUGAAGUCUUCCCAUUUUCAUUUUCUGUAUAAGUUUGUUCAAUAAUCUACUCUGUUUCUAUCACCUUACGCUGUUUUAUUGUGACAUGUCAUUUAUGUCCAGGAUAUCAGAUCUCCUUCAAGACAGUCUAUCCUCUGUACAACUAAUCUAUUAUGCCACCUUAAGAAGAAAAGCACUUUUCACGAAGUCUUCUUACUCAGAAACCUUCUUGGCUCCCCAUUAUCUGGUAUUCAAAGGCUCCCCUCAGACUGGCCUUGAGCUUUCCAAUUUUAUGUCUCAUUGGUCCCCUCAGAAAUUGAGUGUUCCAGACAAACUGAUCCAUCCUGCAUUCUGGUUCCUACCUCAUUCCCACAUCCUGAUCUCAUCUGGGUGGGCCUUCUACUUCUUCCCAGACCACAGCCUUUACUAGACCUCCAAAAUGGAAUAGAAGCCCGCAUCCCUCAUAAAAUCGUCCAUGACCACCCAAGCUUGAAGUGAACUCUUCAGCCUGUUGCGUUACAUAGCUUAGACUCCAAGCCACUCAUAUAGCACUAAAAUGCUUCCAGAGAAAUAUAGGGACCUUCUCUGUGUGUGGGUCUCAACUCCUACACAAGUUAGUGAGCUCCUAAGAGAAGGGACUGUGACCAGCUAUGUUGGGUGGGUAGGAGAUAGGAAUGAAUUUCAUGCUAUGACUCAAGAGGAGCAGAACUGAGUGGGGAUGCUGAAUAAUACCCAAGAACCAACCCAGUUCUGACCCAUAUACAGGACCUCUACUUUAAGGUCUUCACUCAUGGAAAAGUGACUCAUCAAUGUGCCUGCCCACCUAUAGCUUUAUUAAUGGUCUACACACAGAAUGUUACUGAUGACAUGAUUAUACCCUCUGAGCAGGGGAGAAAUUACCUGGGUGCGGUGGGAAGGUAGCUGAUCUGCCAGGAGUCCAUGUGAUAGGGAUGAGGGUCGAGAAGGACACAGGAGCCCACCUGAGCCUCUUCCUUGUCCCCUUGCUCUCAUCCACUCUCGAUCCACCUGAGUCUGCCUUCUGCCCCUUCUUUUCUCCUGCAGUGCUCUUGCCAAGCCCAUCCAAGACCAGACUCCUCUCUGCCAUGCACAGUGGUCUGUCCUCAGGUUUCAGCCUAUGUGGUCCUGGCUGUGCAGCCUCUGACACUCCACUCUUCCUUCCCCACCUGCUGGGCUUCUGCAUCCCUGCACGUGGCCACUGGACAUGUCUCCAGGCACCCUACAUUCAAUGUGCCCUAACCCGAAUCCAUCCUCCCUCUGGCUUCUGCCUUUCCUAUCUGUCUUCCCUUCUUCCAUCCCAUCUCGAUUGAUGAUGUCGCUGCAGAGUCGUCUUUGAUCGUUCUUCCCAACUGAACCCAAUCUAAUUAUUAAUCAAGGCCCAUAUUUUCUGCUCUUGAACAAGUCUUUAAUAAGGGCUCUGUGUCGCCAUUUCCACCGUCCCACCACGGCUCAGAUUCUCAUUCACUGUCCUCAGAAUUAUCUGCUACAUCCUGUAAGACCUUUCUUCUGUGUCCUGUCAUCCAGCUGGAGUUCUCCUUAUAAGCACUGAAAUGCUUUACCACUCCUUUGCCUCAAGCUCUCUGAUGGCCCUCAGGGGCCUGCAGAGUCAAGGCCAGUCCCUCAGUUGGCCUCCAGGGGCCCUGCUCCCUCCUCACCUCCAGUGACUCCCCUGGGCCCCUUCUGCCUAUCCACUCCCCCACUCUCCACAGAACUCCUAACAGAUACCAGAUCGUUCCAGGCCCUGAGGCAUCUCUAGGUCUUUGCUUGUGUCCAAGGUGACCUCCUUUGCAUACUUAAAGGCCAUGGCCAAAUGUCACAUCACAUGAGCGUCCUACCUCCCCUGGGCCUGGUAUGUUUUACUUGGGAAGUUGAUGGUACGUUUCAGUUGGGGAGAUGGUGUGGAGAAUUGUUGGCAGCAUAAUAAGGCAAGGUAAUGGGGUUCCUGACAAUGGGGGCCCUCAGAGAGGUGGGGGGGCAAUAAUAUCUAGUACAAUUCCAGGCACAUGGUCCUUGGCAGGUACUCAUGGAAGGAAGGAAAGAAGGGAGGAAGGAAGGGAAUAGCGGGAAGGAAAGAAGGAAGGAAAGAGUUCACGUUGCCAUUUCUGAUACUGUCUUUGAAGCCAGCCCUGCUCAGCUGCUGGUGUGCCCCACUUCCAGCCUCUCCCCCAGACUGCUCAUGGCCCCAAAGAAGCUGGGAGUGAGUGUCCACGUGGCGCCAGCCCAUGACCGGUAUCCUCACCAGCUGGGUCACUACCUAGUGUGUAAAAGAAAGCUGGAGAGUAAAAAGGAGGCUCUGCUGAUCCUCUCCAAGGAGCUGGACACAUGCCAGCAAGAAAGGGACCAGUACAAACUCAUGGCCAAUCAGCUUCGAGAGCGCCACCAAUCCCUGAAGAAGAAAUAUCGAGAGUUGAUCGAUGGAGAUCCAUCACUUCCCCCUGAAAAAAGGAAACAGGCUAAUCUUGCACAGCUACUGAGAGAUUCUCAGGACCGAAAUACACAUCUGGGAGAAGAAAUUAAAGAACUUCAGCAAAGGCUUGCAGAAGUCCAGGGUGACAAUAAGCUCUUGAGAAUGACAAUUGCCAAACAGAGGCUCGGAGACGAAGAAAUUGGCGUGCGACACUUCGCAGCUCAUGAGCGUGAAGACUUGGUUCAGCAGCUGGAGAGAGCCAAGGAGCAGAUUGAGUCUCUGGAGCAUGACCUACAGGCCUCUGUGGAUGAGCUUCAGGAUGUGAAAGAGGAACGUUCUUCCUACCAGGACAAAGUGGAGAGGCUCAACCAGGAGCUAAACCGUAUCCUGGGCGGGCACGAGAACCGUCUCAUCGACGUGGAUGCCCUCUGCAUGGAGAAUAGGUACCUUCAAGAGAGACUAAAGCAACUUCAUGAAGAGGUCAACCUCUUGAAAUCAAACAUUGCCAAGUACAAGAAUGCUCUCGAGAGACGGAAAAACUCAAAAGGCCAGAGUAAAUCUAGCAGCAGUGCGCUAACUGGAGUCUUGUCUGCAAAGCAAGUUCAGGAUCUGUUGUCCGAGGAUCAUGGGUGCAGUCUCCCAGCUACUCCACAGUCCAUUUCUGAUCUGAAAUCUCUGGCAACGGCCCUACUAGAGACAAUCCACGAGAAAAACAUGGUCAUCCAGCACCAGAGGCAGACCAGCAAAAUCCUAGGGAAUCGGGUGGCUGAAUUGGAGAAAAAGUUAAGAACUCUGGAAGUUUCUGGUUUGUGGAGUCUUCCAGGCCUGAGCUACAAUGUUUCCGUAGGAUUCGGGAGGGGCAAGGACACCAUACUGUUCGGCGACCCCGCUGUUCCCACCAUACAGAGAUCAAGGUCUCCCCUGCUGAAGUUCAUCGAGCAGCCUGCUGAGAACAAAACGAAUUCCAAGGACGGGGAGAUCCAGACGCAAGAACGAGAUGAAAGUCGUGCCGCCACCGAGGCAUUGACAGCACCCGAGGACGCGGGAAGGCCCGCCAUCAGCUCCCCGGCAAACCAGAGCCACGGGAACCAAUGCAACCCCUUUCAUCCUUCAUUACCGCAGGUACCCUCUGAGGAAGAAGAAAUGAACAGGCUUGGAAGGGAAAUCACGAAACUGACAGAGGCACACGCAGAGGCAGAACCAGAAGGGGCCAGAAGAGCAGGUCUCGGGGAGGCUCAGAGGAACGAGAUGGGGACAGCCACGCUGGGCCUGACCUCCAGGGGGGAGGCCCCCAAAUCUUGCCAGGGCCCCAUUGAGUCCAGCCAGGCAGCGGCCGAAGCCUCCACCGCGGAGGACAGCAAGGAGACCCUGGAGGGUGCAGGCAGGAGGAGCCCCGUGAAAACAUGAAGGGGAAAGGGAUCCCCGCGAUGUCGCGUCAGAGGCACGGGGGACGGUCAAGAAUCAAGCACCAGAGCAGCUUUCGGAGGCGACUCUCUCCUAAAACACUUCCAAGUCCGCAAGUGAGAAGGGACACAGGUCCUGUUGCAAACUGAACAUGCUGAUGAUGCCAGCACAGUGCGAUUUAUUAAAUGCCGGUCCUCAAGCUUCCCGGUGUCCUCUCUUUGUGCCGAAGACGCGCUGCGGUGAACACGGCCGGGCGCAGCAGCAUCGUGUCCCCCACACGGCUGGGUUUUGGCAUCCGUCUUUCUGUCGGCGUUUGUUUUAUUAGAGAUAAGAUGUUUUUCUAUUAGCAUUUAAUGUUGUCGAUCAAGAUUAUGGGAAGAGCUUGAAAGGGAUGAGGUUUUUAAUCAGGCCCCUGUCUUUGUAAUGGUUAGGCGGCUGGAGAGAAAGGUGUAAUUGAGCGUAAUGGGUCCAGAGGGCCCACGGCUCCGCCUCGUCAUGUCAGGGCCCCGUAAGGCCUCCCAGCACGGGUGUUCUUGGCACCCUGCCCGCAGCCCUGUCUGUCACGGCCCCGACUGGCAGGUGGAAAGGGGCUUAAGCAGGCUCAGAAGGCUGGGCUUCCGGUUUGAAAUCCACAGCCCCUGUUGAGCCCUGUUUGCUGACUGCUCGAGCUGAGUUUUCCAGCCUGUAAUUCUGAAGGAUUAAUCGACCUGGACUGAUGGAGUGGGGCUGGGGGGGGGGGGGGGGAGCGGGGGGAUAAGAAGGCAAGGAAGGGGACUCCAGGGGUGUUUUGAUUUUUUGUUUCUGAGAUGAGAUAAGAGCCAGAACCUCGAAAUGUUGGUUCUCUCCACUCAACCUGUGCUGCCUAUAGGGUUUCAUGGCCAUGUAGGGUUAGGGCAAGAUAAGCAGUUCCCUGUGCCACCUGAAACCUUGAACCCUUCACCUCGCUUCCUCUGUGCUGCCACGUACUGGGAUUUUAUUUAUUUUUUUUUUCAACGUUUAUUUAUUUUUGGGACAGAGAGAGACAGAGCAUGAACGGGGGAGGGGCAGAGAGAGAGGGAGACACAGAAUCGGAAACAGGCUCCAGGCUCUGAGCCAUCAGCCCGGAGCCCGACGCGGGGCUCGAACUCACGGACCGCGAGAUCGUGACCUGGCUGAAGUCGGACGCUUAACCGACCGCGCCACCCAGGCGCCCCUGGGAUUUUAAAGGCAAGACACAGAGCGGGUGGCCCUAGGGUGGAGAGAGAGAGAGGAAAACAAGAUAACUUCAUGACAACCCGUUUAAGGGGGACUGUGGGGCCAAGCACCAAGGGUGGGGACAGGGGAGAUAUCAUCCCUCCUGGUUCUUUCCUUAGGGAUCAAAUGAGCUCUUGCAGGUGGCAUCUGGAGCCACAGGAAAUUAGAGGCUCGUCGAAUGAUAGACCUUUCUUUCCGCUGAACUCCGUUCAUUUCCCCAGAAAGGCCCGAUACCAGAUCCCAAAGCUCCAAACACCCCCUGAGAACCAGAAUCACUCCUUGGGGAGGCUCUCCUGCAGGAAAAAGAGAGGCUCCCCAGCUGGGAAAGUUGAAAAUUCCUCCGAAGUAUCAGCUGUCAAUAGCAAGCGUGUGAUUCCAGAUGGGGUGGUGGGAGAGGGGGAGGGGGAGGGCGGGGAGGGCCGGCCCACCCUGAUACCUCCCUGCCACGUCUCAUCUGCGCUGCAGGAGAGCGGAGUGUAGGCAAGAAGGUCCAGCGUGGGCGCCUGGGCGGACCUCCCGCUGCUUUCUUCCCGCUCGCUUAGAGGUCACCCCAGUAGUGGGAGAGGUGGCACGGCCGAGUCGGUGCUCUGUUGCCCCUGGACACAGGAGCUGGGAUCUGGACACACCACCUGCCCCUGCCCGUCAGGCCCCGAUGCCCCUUUCAUCCGACUGCACUUCAGCGCCUCCCCGCUCUCCAGACCCCCCCCCCUCAACUCCCUCUCCAGGGAGGUCGCUUCUGCAGCUGCAGACCUUGCACAGGCCAGCAGCCACAGAAAUAAUUUUCCUGCUGCACGAGGCCUUAACUAUCUGCAAAUGUUCAGCGCGACCGCAUCGUCCGCCAGAGCCACCAAAGGAAAACACAGCCAGAUUUAAUACAAUAAUAAUAAAAAGAAAGAUCUCUCCCCUCGGAAGCUCUGGUUUUGACACACGGUCGGCCAGGUGCACAUCUUUAGGGCCCAUUGAAUCACCUUCUGGAAAGCAGGGCUUACAAUAAACUCCGUCCCAUUCCGUCAGGGGCAGGGAAACGCUGAGUCCCAGAGAGAGGGGGGGUUGGGGUAGGGAGGUCAGAGGGAGUGAUAAGCCAAACUGUGUGUGCCGAGGGCCUGGGAGGGUUUUGUGUCAAUGGAUGGAAUCGGAGCCAAUGAGUUGAUCCUGUCACAUGUGUAACCUUGACAAUGCCCCAUACGCACAUAUGACACUCCCCCACCCCUGCUGUCCUAGCCCGACAUGGUUCUCCUGUUCCACAGACAUUAAAGAGGAGGUUUCAGCAAUUA
Felis catus (domestic cat) is the source of this 6632-nucleotide messenger RNA. RefSeq names its product coiled-coil domain containing 149 (gene CCDC149). The record is from RefSeq and is a predicted model, not a curated record. Bases 2338 to 4128 code for a protein of 596 amino acids. NCBI's taxonomy places the organism in Eukaryota, Metazoa, Chordata, Mammalia, Carnivora, Felidae. The transcript has 13 exons.